Pelagomonas calceolata is the source of this 1014-nucleotide messenger RNA. Lineage: Eukaryota; Pelagophyceae; Pelagomonadales; Pelagomonadaceae. The record is from the annotation of a GenBank genome assembly.
AUGAGUGAUUCGGACAGCGACGACGACGACGAGUAUUCGGCUAACUGGGACAGCGAGGAGGACGAUGACUGCGACAGCGAGGACGAAGAUGAUUACGAUUUUUUUCUCCUGACAGAGGCGCAAGAGGCGGCCGACGAGGAGGCGCGCGAGCAACGCGAGGAGAAGCUCGUGCGGGCGUGCGAGGCCGGGGACGCAGCUGCGGCGGCGCGGUUCCUCGAUUUCCCGCGCGACGAAAUCAUCGCGAGGACUAUGUUUCCGAUCUGCGUCGCCAGCAGUUUGGGCCACGUCGAGGUUGUCCGCGUGCUGCUGGACCGCGGCGCCAGCCCAUACCAAAGCAACCAAUAUUGUGAUCCGCUCCACGCGGCCUGCCGGGAAGGACGGCCCGAGGUAGUCCGGUUGUUGCUGGACCGGGGCGCGAGCGCUUCCGGCGUCGAGCACGACCCGCAGACCGGUCCGGAUGCGGUGAUUCCGUGUCCUGACGGUGUUGACCGAGUAGAUUUCAUGCCCCUGUGGUCCGCGUGCGAAGGCUUCGCGAACGGGAGGCUCACGCUGACGGACGAGGAGGCGGACGAGGAGCAGACACGCGGGGCUCCCGUCGUGAGCCCCGAGUGCGUGCGAAUGAUACUGGCGCGGGGCGUUCGCAUCAACGCGAGGACGUGCUCUGACGGCAUAACCCUCCUCCACGCCGCGGUCCAAGAUGAACACCCCGGCAUGGCGCGCGUGCUCCUCAUGCACGGCGCGGACAUUGAUAUCAGGGACAACUUCGGGAAGACGCCACUGGAUUACCUACACGCCAUCGCUCGAAGCUGCCACGGGAAACCUACUACCAACGAAGAGCGUUGCUUGAUCGAGCUCUUCGACCGCUACCUCCCCGCCUACUGGGCGCGCACCGUCGCCCUCACCUUGGACCGCCUCCCCGGCAACGCCGUCGCCGGCGACGAGAACCUCACGCGCCAGAUCGGUGCCUUCGUCGUCGGCGACGUAGUGCUCCGGCCCAGGCGAACCGCAAAAUAA